ACCGAAAGCGAUGGGGUGAGAGCUGAAGCGUUUCUUAUGUUUUUCUAAACAGAGAAGUCUGGCUUCAGACGACGAGCACCCGAGUUCACGAGAAAUUCAGAAAAUUGGUGACAGAAUCCUGCUUGUUUCAGAUCAAAGAAAUGGUGGUUUAUAAACCCUUCUCUUCAAUCAGGGCUGGAUAUCACUAACUGCUGAGUUCCUGGGGGCAUGCCAUCCUUUCACUUGGCUAGCCAAACCAUCUGCAGCUCCUGAGAAGACUAUCAUUAGCAGGGGAGCCCACUGAAGGCUUUGAAUUGAUGUCACACCAUUCCAGUCCAGCCUGUUCAUUGCAUGAAGCUAAACAUCAUGUUCCCAGAACUGGGUGACAGUGACUGUGAGGAACUACCAGUUUUCCUUUCUGUAACCAAGCCACCUCCUGAUCCAAGAAACAGCAUCCAGCCUCCUUCUCAGAACCAGGUAAUUGUGCUCUGCAGCUCAGACUCAGAGGGUUCAUCCCUUUGCUCUCCUGCCAGGAAAAAGCCCUAUGGUCCACGCAAUUCAGUCAAGAUGGGCGCUCCUAUAGAUGCGAGAAUGCAGCCCAGUAGCGAGAGUGAAGAGGAAGAAGAACUUGUCCCCUUGGCUGAAAGGCUGCAAAGGAAGUUGCUGGUAGCCAGACCCUCUACAACUGCUUCUUCAUUUACUAAGAUCCAAACAAAGAGCGGCCAAGAGUCCACUGGGCAAAACAGGCUCUGUGCCAGCGAUGAAAAAUUGGUGCCUGCCUGCUGGCAGGAGUCAUUACCUGCUGACUCAGAUCUCCAAGAAAACAUGGCACCCAGCACUCGGGAACUGUCAGACGGUGAUCAGGACGUAUCUUCAUGGGAUGCUGAGCCUUUGCCCCAACUUCCAGUUUGCAUCUCUGACGAUAAGGUACAGGAUGGUUCCCACCAAAUAAGGCUGAAGCCCUUCCUCCUUCAGAUAAAUACAAAGCAGAAUCAUCAGGACUUGGACAAAGCUCGCCAGGUUGCCCCACAGAAGAGAAGAGAACAAGGAGCUCAGAAGCGGCUGCAGGAGCAAGAAAAAGAGAGGGCAGUGGGUUUGGUCCAACUUCGGAAAGCCCAAAGACCAGAGCAGUGUCUGAAACACAUUCAAGUAGUUUUAGACCCAGGUCUCUUACAGAUAGAAGGUGCAGAUCAGGUCCUUGCUGCUUUGCAGUCUAUGGAGAGUAGCUGUGUGAUUGAAAGCCAAGCUGUGCCCUGCAGUAUCACCUGGAGAAGGAAAACUGGCCUAGUGCAGGCUGAAGAAGACAACUGGAUGGAAGAACCCAAUGUCCUACUGCCAGUGCUGCUCCCAGAGUUCAUUGCAAUGAUUCAUAACAAUAAGCAGGCUAGCAUGGAAGGUCCUGCUGAGACUCUGCAGAGUUUUGUGGCGAAUAUUGCAGAGAAAAUUCCUGGGAAAACACUGUCACUGGCAGUAACAGGACUGGAAAAAUAUUUCAGUUCUCACAAUCACAAGGCGCAGAAGAAGCUGCAGCAAGCAGAGCAAAGUAGCAAGGUGCAGGAGCAAGCCAAGCCAAGGAACCGGAGAGAAAAGGCAAUUCCAGUACCCCAGUUAUCCAGACUGGAUGUGGAAGAAGCUCUGGUAGAUCUGCAGCUUCACGCAGGUGUCCAGGUUCAAAUGCUUGCAAGCUGGAAGGAGUUGGGAGAACUUGCCAGUAUGUUCACUAAGGCUGUGGCUGAAGCCCCAUUCAAAAAGGAAAGAAAUAAAACCAGCUUCUCCUUCUGCCUUGAGGGAGACUGGUGUAGAGGUAUGAAGGUGGACCGCACUGGAAAGGGGCUGCUUCAGGUGUGGAAAAGACAAAUUCAGCAAUUCAACCGAGUCAGUCUGGAGAUGGCCAGUGCCAUUGUAGCCCGGUACCCUUCUCCUCUGCUGCUGACGCAGGCUUAUGAUAUUCACGCUUCAGAGCAGGAGCGACACAACCUUCUUGCAGAGGUGCCUGUUCGUCGUGGUGAUGGAGUGACAACAACAACAAGGCGAGUUGGUCCAGACCUGUCCAAACGGAUUUAUUUGCAGAUGACUUCCCAUAACCCCGACCUUUCCCUGGAUGUUACUGGGUGAGCUGAAAGUGUGGAUUCUGUAAAACUCUGCUCAAGCAACUUUUAAAAACAUAAUUACUACCCCUAAAUUAAGCUUUUCUGAAGAUACUGCUUGGAUCUCAGUCCAGAUUCUGACUUCCUUUAUCCUGCAGAAAUCUUCAUAAAACCAUUUGAACCAACCAGAAAUUAAGAACUGAAUUUUUUUUCUUCCUGUAACGUAAUAUAGAUUUUAGAGAGCUCUUUUAAAAGGUAGAAAUGACCUGAAACCUAUGAGCAGGAUGGGUUCCAAUAAAGCCAAAUAUUUCAUUCCAUAACCUGUAACUCCUUUAUCACUAUCUACUGUUUUUUCUAGAAAGUAUAUUUGAAAAUAGAUGUGUACAUACUUCAGAACACAAUAAUUAUAGCAUAUAAAGCAUUUAACAAACAGCAUUUGUCAGACAAAAGCUCUUGAACUGCAGCUCUGCUGAGUGAUUCUGGAGUGCCUCAUACAGCAAAUUUUGGCAUAUCUACUUUACAUGCUCUUUCCUUACUUUGAACCAAGUUAUCAAACUCUGCAUUCUUCCCUUGCACCCAUGAUUACUUCUGAAACGGAUGUUAAACUGUUUCUCAGUGCAGGAACUUUUACUGUGUAGAAGUCUGUAUAAAUGGAAAUUACAGAAAUGUUUGGGGGCAUAGUUUCUGAAGAGAUAAGUGACACAGGUACCACUUCAAUGCUAUGGUUCUCAUUACAGAUAUUAGAGAAUUUCUGUCCCCAUUCAUGCUCUUAAAUUUCCAUCAUUUCAAUCUUAUCAAUACACAUUUAGAAGCUUCAAUGACUUUACGUUUUAUUCUAGAUGGACUGCUUUAGAGGGAAAUGCAGAUGCAAAAUAGCUGAACUUCAGGUAGCAAAAGGAACAUUGUUGUAAGAACAGCAGACAAGCUUUUGCUAAGUUCACACUCAACACUGAACCGUAAUAUAGUUCUUACUUACCAUGUUGUGGUAAUGGUCAAAUGUAAUUUAUUCAAUAGUUUACUGACAUGUGUCUAAUCCAUGGUCUGUUAACAUCUAACUUUUGGGUAUACCAUUGAUAGAACCUUGUCAAUGUGUUCCUUGAAUGGUCUUCAACAAAAUUAGAGAAUGUAGACUACUACCGAAAGAUAACAUUCGGGCAGAUGUGGAAGUAUGUAUGUUUCUAUCUAGAGCAGUGUUUCUCAACCUAGCAACUUUAAGAUGUGUGGAAUUUAACUCCCAGAAUCCCCCAGCCAGCAAGUCCACACAUCUUAAAAGUUGCUGAGGUUGAGAAGCACCUAUCUACAGAGAGUUACACACACCCUCAUUUUCCCACCAGUGUAGUUUAGAUUAAAUGCUGUAACGUUUAAGGUUUUGGCUGUGAAACAUCACAUCUUGAUGUACAAAUCACAGAUCAAGCAACAGAGAAAUAUUCCCUAUGCUUGCAUGUAACAGGAACUAAGUGGGGACCAGGCAAGUUAGUCUUCUCUAUACUUGGAUGGGACUCCUCUAUGACAGCGUUUCUCAACCUCGGCAAUUUUAAGAUGUCUGGACUUCAGCUCCCAGCAUGCUGGCUGGGGAAUUCUGGGAGCAGAAGUCCACACAUCUUAAAGUUGCCGAGGUUGAGAAACGCUGCUCUAGGGAAUAUUAAGGCUGUAGGCUAUACCAGGAAGUUGAAAAACAUCCUGGAAGAAGGCACUGGCAAACCAUGUUCAUAUUGUUCAUGAAGUCACCAGGAGUCAAACCUGAUUUGAAGGAGACUUUAUGUAACAAUCAAACUUUGCUCUUGACUGUCUGGAUGAUUUAGCCACCUAGUAAAAUGAUUUCCAGAAUGAUCAUAUUUGCUGGAACCACCUAGUAUAACGAUUUCCAGAAUGAUCAUAUUUGCUGGAACCGUAAUAUGCAAAGGCUGUGCGUGGAGAAGCUUUUUAGAAUGACGAGCUAACUUCACUGGUCAUGGUAAGGGUGCUGUUAAGGAUAGGCACUCUUUUCUACAGACCAGGUGCCUAUGAUUUGCAGCCUAAAAAAGGCUCCACUCUGGAGGAAGGACAUGUUGUUUAUCAAAAGAACUGCAGGUAGAUACAGUAAAGAUGAUCUGGGCCGUGUUUCUGCUCUGUUUGAAGUCACCACUGCUAAAGAACUGAAAGUGAUUUUCACCAGAGCUCAAUUCCAUAGGAAUUCUGGCAAUGUUGAUGCAAAAAAAAAAAAAAAAAAA
Molecule: messenger RNA, 4276 nt
Organism: Python bivittatus (Burmese python)
Lineage: Eukaryota; Metazoa; Chordata; Lepidosauria; Squamata; Pythonidae
Source: RefSeq, a predicted model, not a curated record